Messenger RNA from Acaulospora morrowiae, 1071 nucleotides. The record is from the annotation of a GenBank genome assembly. NCBI's taxonomy places the organism in Eukaryota, Fungi, Glomeromycota, Glomeromycetes, Diversisporales, Acaulosporaceae.
AUGUGGUUACAUUGCUUCAACUGUCGCUUCAUAUGUUAUGCCGAGUGGAUUCCUGAUCCAUCAGUAUUUUCGACUCCGUCCACCGAAUUUAGCUCAAAGAAAAUCUGCAACCGAUGCCAUACCCCCUACAAGAUUAUAUUAUCUGACAUUCGUAUACCAAGAUAUGAUACCGAAAGCUGGAACUCGGUUUUUUCAGAAGUUAGAUCGAAGCCAUACAAAUUGAUGGUACAGAUAGUCAUGCGAUUUUAUGAGGCAUUGUUCGCAGAGGUUGGGAACAAAGAUGGGAUUGGUAAAGAUGGAAAAAUAUAUAAGUAUGGUGAAGGUCACUUUCAAUCCCUCAUCAACCACAUUCGAGCGCUCUCGCAAAAUCCAACCCUUUAUGCUGGCCACACCUUUGACGCCCAACAAUUGGAAAAGAUUGACACGGAAUCGGGGCGAACACUCUUACACAUGAUACUCAGGAGACACACACAUGAUUUGCCCCCCUCAUUUUACGCCACCCUUGCAACGUUGCUACAAAAGUAUGAUGGAAAGUUGGACAUCAAUUAUAAGUGCAGAGAAUGGGGAAAUACACCAUUUGGUACCGCAUUGACCUUACUAGACCCCAGAUUACUUAUCACACUUAUUGAGAACAGCCCCAGUCCCCCAGAUUUUAGGAUCGCAAACAAACAGCAUCAGACGCCACUACAUCGAUUCUUCUCCAACAUUACGUUCAAUAUGCGGUACAAAGAAGAAGAAAUACUCAGACUUAUCCAAUGCGUUAAAGUAAUCGCCGAGUACCUUACAAAUCAUAUGACAGCGGCAGAAAUUUCGAUCUUGACGAAGAUCAAGGACAUGACACAAUUUACAAUAGGCGCAGUGUGUAAAAACGCGAUUGCAAGAUUCCGAAGUAAAGGGAGUGAACUCUCAAGAGUCCAAGAUGAAAUUGAGAAAUUUUAUAAUUUCUGGGUAACAUACGAGAAAAAGGCCAAAAAUAAUAAUACCAAAAAAUUAAGAACCGAGAAACCAAGUAUCAUUUACGAGAGAAACAUCGGAGAGAUAAUGCAAUUGGUAGACGAAUUUUAUUAUUAA